AGACUAUCACUAUUGGUGGAUGUGAUGGGUUAAAAGUUGUCACUUUUAGGGGCUGCAAAGAAUUGGAGAACAUAUUCUUGAAAGGGUCUUUGGAGAGUCUCGAGGAGCUAGAACUCUCAGGCACAAGAGUGAAAACCCUUAACUUGACAGGAGUGGAAGCCAGAUCACUCCCCAAGCAGAUCAUCCUGCUAGGCUGCGAGAAGCUCCAUGCAAUGUUGUGGCCACUAAGUGUGACGAAGGAAGAGUUGCCGAAAGUGCUGCACAUUGACACAACAUCUUCAUCAGUAACAGCUUACGAAGGGGAGGCACCACUUGUGCAUCCACAUGUUGAUCUAGCCCUCCACCAGCAGAAAGAAGAAAUGUUUAAGGGUGGAUGGCAGAUUUCUCUCACGGAUACAAGGCUCCUUAGGUCGCUUUCUCCUUUAGGAGAUUUUUCAAGGGCCUCAUCCAUACAUAUUGAUAUCUAUCCUGCAGCUACUGAUGGUGGCACUGGUAGCAACAUCCAGGGAACAAGCAGUGAGACACCAGCGCAAGUCCAGCCGCAUACAAGUACAGUAAUGGACUCCAAGUACAGAGAUACCUUGAAGGAUGGGCCAGUUGCAGCAGUGACGAUGUGGGACUGCCCCAAAAUAUGUUUAGCGUGGUGGAAACCAAAUAAGACACCAUGUAUCAUAAGAUCAUACAUGGGCAGGACAACAAACUUUUGGAGGAUGCUCCAGAUGCUACUACUAGCACUUUAUUAUUGCCUGAUUUUAUUUGUGAGCAGGUUACAUCGCUGCACGUGUAUGAUAACCCGUCUAUCACCAGUGUCCCUGCAUCUCCCCACGGAUUAGUAUUGGAUAGUCUAAUAUGGUGCCGGGUAGAGAGGUGCCCCAAGUUGCACACUGUCUUUACUGUUCCUCAGGGCCCUUUUUGUCUGGAGACAUUCUGGGCGUCCCAGCUUCUCUCCGCAGUCUACAUCUGGGACAAACCAGUUAAAAGUAAGUUCAAACACAUCGAAAUCUUGCACCUGGACUACUGCCCCAGGCUUGUACAUGUGCUCCCCAUGUCCAUAUGGAAGAGAGGCACCACCUUUUCUAGCCUGGAGACCAUUGAGAUACUGUACUGCAGUGACCUCAGGGAGAUAGUGUACUGCGGUGACCUCAGGGAGGUCUUCCCUUUGGGCCCUGAGCAUCAACAACAGGAUAUAAUUCUCGAAUUUCCCAAGCUGAGGCACAUCCACCUGCACGAGCUCCCUACGUUGCAGUGUAUCUGUGGGCGCAGGAUGUCCGCGCCUAAACUCGAGACUAUCAAGAUCAGGGGCUGCUGGAGCCUUAGGCGUCUGCCUGCCGUUGGACGUGACACUAAACCACCCACGGUGGACUGUGAGAAGGAAUGGUGGGACAACCUGGAGUGGGACGCGUUGGAGAAGUACCACCACCCUUCCCUCUACGAGCCGAGCCACUCGCUAUACUACAAGAAGGCCCAGCUGCCCAGAGGCACCGUACUCAGGUGAUCGAUCUCUGAUCUUGAGCUUCUUUGAACGCAGCAUGCAUGAUUGCGAGGCAUGAAGUGCUACCUCCUACAUUACUGAAGCUUUCUUGCCGUGUGGGUUGCUUUUCCCAGCUUCCCGCUUGAUUGGUGUGUGGUGUUCUCGCUACAUCUGCGCUACCUUGGUACAGCGAUGCGACUUUCAGUUUGAUUUUGGUUUGGUUUGAUCAUCCUUGCUUCCCGAGCAAUUGAGGAGUAAAGCAGAGUAGGCUUUCAGUUUCCUCAGACCUGCAUAACUGAAGCUUUCCUGCCAUGUGUGCCUGAUU
This is a messenger RNA of Triticum aestivum (bread wheat), 1796 nucleotides long. RefSeq names its product disease resistance protein RPS2-like. The transcript has 2 exons. The record is from RefSeq and is a predicted model, not a curated record. NCBI's taxonomy places the organism in Eukaryota, Viridiplantae, Streptophyta, Magnoliopsida, Poales, Poaceae. Bases 665 to 1495 code for a protein of 276 amino acids.